AUAAAACACACCAAAAAAUAAUACUCUUAUAGAAAGAAAAAGAAAAAGAAAAAAAGAUAAGAAUUUAGAAGAAAAGAAAAGAAAAGAAGAAAAGUAGCGAAGAUGUCAGGGUCAGAGACACAAUGAAGCAGCUUUUUAUCUUGUAUGAUCUCUGAUCUCUUCCUCCCUUCCCUUUCAUACUAAUGAUUCUAUCUCUCUUUUUUAUCUCUCUAAAAAUCCAUUCUUUUUAUCUCCCUCCCUACCUCUUCUUUAACACUUUCUCUCUCUUCUGUUUUCUCUGAUGCAUAUAUAUAAUCACCUCCUGUACAUUUAGUAUCACUGUAUCAUCAAUCUGCAACCUGCUACUUUUUUAGCUUCAUAAAUUAUUUAUAUUAAUUCAACCCAUGAAUCAAAAUACAAAAAGGGUUUUUUAUUUUCUCAGAUCCCAACAUACUUUCCCUGUACUUCUCUCUCUUAAUCUACUCCCAAUAACUAAAAACUGUCUUUACUCUUUACCUUCCUUCUCCCUUAUCUAGAGAGUUCAUUCGGGUUAUCGGAUUGAUUUUAGGUUAGGUGUUUUGAGUCGGAUUGAAAUCAGAUUUUAUGUUCAUAUUAAUUGUGAAUUAUUUUUGAAAUCGGGUCAAUUAUUUUCAGUUACGAAGUCGGAUAAAUAUCGAGUCAUCAAAUCUGUUUUAUUACCCAAUCAGUUAAGUGUUCACUUUCUUAUUCCUAAGAGUUUAAGUAUUAGCAGUAAGUAUAAAGCAAACUCUCAUCUUCUCUUCCCAUUUCUCACCCUAUAUUAGUGGUCCUCUCCCUAUAUUUCUCUUUGGCUUUAAUAUCCCUCUUUAUAUCUCUUUCCCCUUCUUCUUUUUUUCACUUUUCUUAAAUACCCAUCUCUUUUUUCCACCUAUUUCACACACCCUUUUCAUUAAAUUAAAAAAGAAGAGUUUUUUUUUUUUUAAGAUUUGGAUUGUGGGUUUUGGUUAAAUGCAGGAACAGGGAUUAGGGAUGUUGGGUGGUGGUUUAAUGGGCGGAGAAAUGGGGUUUAAUGAUGAGCAAAGACAGAUUAAAGCUGAAAUUGCUACACAUCCAUUAUAUGAACAGCUAUUAGCUGCUCAUGUGUCAUGUUUAAAGGUUGCUACACCAAUUGAUCAGUUGCCUUUAAUUGAUGCUCAGCUUUCUCAGUCUCAUAAUCUUCUUCGUUCUUAUGCUUCUCAACAUAAUAACUCUCUUUCUCCUCAUGAAAGACAAGAACUUGAUAACUUGUUGGCACAAUAUCUGUUGGUGUUAUGUUCCUUCAGAGACCAGCUCCAACAACAUGUAAGGGUCCAUGCUGUUGAAGCUGUCAUGGCAUGCCGUGAAAUUGAGCAGAAUUUGCAAAAUUUAACUGGUGCAACACUUGUAGAGGGCACAGGAGCAACAAUGUCAGAUGACGAAGAUGAUGUACCCUUAGACUACUCUUUGGAUCAGUCUUCUGCCGUUGAUCCCAACGACAUGAUGGGUUUUGGGUCAUUCAUUCCUACUGAAGCUGAAAGGUCUCUCAUGGAACGAGUCCGUCAUGAACUUAAGGUCGAGUUGAAGCAGGGAUUCAAAUCAAGAAUCGAGGAUGUAAGAGAAGAGAUUUUACGUAAAAGACGAGCUGGAAAACUACCUGGGGAUACCACUUCUGUUCUCAAGGCUUGGUGGCAGCAACAUUCUAAGUGGCCGUAUCCUACUGAAGACGACAAGGCAAAACUAGUAGAGGAGACGGGAUUACAACUGAAGCAGAUUAAUAACUGGUUUAUCAACCAAAGAAAGCGCAAUUGGCAUAACAAUUCUCAAUCUUCAAAUACUCUCAAGUCUAAGCGCAAGCGAUAAAUUACCUUGAACAAUCCAACAAAUAUCAUAUCAAAAAACAUACGUUUUCGUAUCGCAUUUCACUUAAGAUUGUACGUGAAUCCUUUGCAGAUUCAUAUCUAACCUAAACCACUUCUAUUUUUGUGAUAUAUACUGAAAAAUGUCAUCUUUGGAACUAGGAUUAUCAUAUGGAAAUUAAUUCAACAGCUUGGUGUAAAGAAAAAAAAAGAUAUGCAUACAAGACUAUUAAUUAGAGAUGUUUUGGAUUUUCAAUAUAAUGUAAUAUUUGAAAUUUUAUGUCUUGUAAUUGUUGUAUCAGAAAUUUUUACUAUAUUCUAUAAUGAUAUGAUCAUCUUUCGAGUAUUUUUAA
Amaranthus tricolor (Joseph's coat) is the source of this 2185-nucleotide messenger RNA. RefSeq names its product homeobox protein knotted-1-like 7. The transcript has 5 exons. The record is from RefSeq and is a predicted model, not a curated record. Gene Ontology annotation, molecular function: DNA binding. Gene Ontology annotation, cellular component: nucleus. Gene Ontology annotation, biological process: regulation of DNA-templated transcription. Bases 967 to 1836 code for a protein of 289 amino acids. Lineage: Eukaryota; Viridiplantae; Streptophyta; Magnoliopsida; Caryophyllales; Amaranthaceae.